Acanthopagrus latus (yellowfin seabream) is the source of this 3940-nucleotide messenger RNA. Its product is annotated as E3 ubiquitin-protein ligase RNF31-like. The record is from RefSeq and is a predicted model, not a curated record. Gene Ontology annotation, cellular component: LUBAC complex. Gene Ontology annotation, molecular function: zinc ion binding; linear polyubiquitin binding; ubiquitin protein ligase activity. Gene Ontology annotation, biological process: protein linear polyubiquitination. The coding region runs from base 203 to 3541 and encodes 1112 amino acids. The transcript is spliced from 23 exons. Lineage: Eukaryota; Metazoa; Chordata; Actinopteri; Spariformes; Sparidae.
GAAGUGGAGACGUCAAACUGGAGUUCCGCAUUAAAGCAGAGUUAGCUUCAGCAGCAGCUCAGAGCGCGUGAGACAUGAACUCCUCAUGUAAAACACGUUAGUUUGGAUUAAUGUAGACUCGAACACUGGCGGGAAAACACGCAGAGAGACGGACCAACGGUCGGAACACUUGUGGACGCCAUCUUUACUGGAUCCAGCAGCGAUGAGCGCCGGCUCCCCUUCGGUCCAGAUGGACGAGGUGAGGAGGAGAUGUCAGUCCCUCCUCUCCGUCUCAGGCUCGGCCCAGGAUGUGAAGGCUGACGUCCAGACGAUGGCCAACAUCCCGCUGCCUCUGUCGGAGAAGUACCGGCACUUUGGGGUGGAGGCCAUGCUGAGGGAGAACACGGCCGGCUGCAACAAACAGGAGGUUCUGGAGUCUUUGAGCAGACUGGUCAAGGCCUUGAGUAUCCUGGAGAAGUACGGCUGUAACCUGACGAGUCCUGCGAGGCCUCGAUACUGGAGGAGCGUCAAGCACAACAACCCCGUCUUCAGAACCACAGUGGACGCCGUCAAGGGCGGCAGGAGAGUCCUGUUUCUGUACGGUUACACCAACCAGCAGAUAGACGGCCUCAGUUUCCCCGACGAGGUCUCUGAACCAGAUACUGAGAAAGUCGCUGCAGUGACGCUGGAGGUCAUGACCUUACGAGCGGAGGUGGACAUGCUCAUCAAGGGAACACAUCCUCACCCAGAACAUUACAAAGAUAUCAUCCCAUCCAUCAUCCAGCAGAACAAAUCAGUGAGUGACGCUGUGGUCGUCCCGCCUGCAGAGGAGCAGCAGGCAGCCAAACUCCAGCCUCCGACUCCUCCGCCUAAACCAACUCCGAGCACCGUAGGACCCCUGAAACCAUCGACAGCCCCUCCUGCAGCGAGCGACUGUAAUCUGUGCGGCGGCCCUUCGUCUGUCGUUUGCCCAUCUUGUACCAAUCAGCCAUUCUGUGACGCGUGCGAUGACCUCUAUCACCGCCACCCCUCCAGAGCCACUCACAAGAGAGAUAAAAUACAGAAAACCAAAGAUGAGACCUGCAGCAUCUGUGGGAUUUCCCCUGUUCACGCUCAGUGCUCCACAUGUGUCCAGAGGUUGUGUCUGAAGUGCGACAUGCUUUUCCACUCUCACCCCGACCGCAAAGGACACAAGAGAACCAUCAUUACACCGGCUAAAACAUCCAGUCCCUCUCUGUCACCUUGGGAAUGCGCUCACUGCACGACGGUGAACGAGAUGCGAGCCGUCCUCUGCUCGACCUGCGAGCGACCGCGACUCGCUACGGCUGCAUCCACAGUUCAAGACAGCCCGGUGUCGGUGCCGACGUCACCCAACACAGAGUGGCAGUGUAAGAGCUGUACAGUCGUGAAUCAAGGCAGCAGCAUCCUCUGCGAGGUGUGCGAGCGCCCUCGUCUGGCUACUCGCCCUCCAGUUGCACCGGUGCUGUCCAGCCCAGGAUCCCUGCCUGACUGCGGAACAAAGUGGAUGUGCCAGUUCUGCACCUUUGUGAACACCAAGCCUUCUCUGGUGUGUGAGAUGUGCAACCUGUCGGGGAAAGACUCCUCUGGAGUUUCUCUGCCGCAGUCGCUCCAGCAGACUCCGUCCAUCCCUAAAGAUCAACCUCAGCCGGGCACGAGGCCUCAGCCGAAGCCCAGAGUCAACCUGGAGCUGAAGAGACAGAUGAUGAUGAAGGAAGACGGCCUCAACCUCAUCCACCAGAUCAGAGAAGCAGAGAAGUGCGGCAUCAGUCCUGAGGAGGUGUACACGGCCAUCUUGUGCAGCGGCAACAACACCAAGCCCUGUGAUUGGCUGACGUCAGAGCUGCCUCACCUGCUGGACGAGAUCUGCGCCAUGGCGGCUUCGGUCCAGCUGAACUACAGAGCAGGGGAUUCUGGGAUAGAAGCGGCGGUGGAGAGAGACGGAGGGGAGCCGGAGCCGAGCGUCGCUAAUGUCACAGGUGGAGGUGUGAAGCUGUCCAGAGCUGAAGCCAAGCGGGCGUGGUUAGCAGCCAGAGGAGACACAGACCGAGCAGUGAGACAGCUGCUGAGAGACAGACAGGUCAAGAUGAAGGAGCUUCACUCUCUCGGCUUCAGAGAUGCGUCUCAGUGUGAGGACGCCCUGCGGCUCAGCGGAGGGGAGGUGAAGGGCGCUCUGUCUCUGCUGCAGCGCCCUCUCCUGGAGCCCUUCCACCAGCGUAUCUGGACCGACCAACCCGAGCCGCCGAUCGACCCAAACAACCCGGACAAGCAGAGGAUGUGCAGGCGUCUGCUGGCGCUGUACGACCUGCCCAGCUGGGGGCGCUGCGAGCUCGUCAUCGCGUUGCUUCAAGAGCCGGAAGUCAACUACUCUCUGGAGGACGUAGUGAACGCUGUGAAAAUGUCGCCCGACAAAGAUUUCAUCCGCCGUCUCCUCAACAACGAAUGCCCCUUCUGUUGUAACGUCUACCCUCACAGCAAGAUGCAGUCUCUGACUUCCUGCCAGUGCUCCGUGUGUCACGAGUGCUUCAAGAUGCACUUCACCAUCGCCGUGAGAGACAAACACAUCAGAGACAUGGUCUGUCCCGGGUGCGGCGAGCCGGACAUCAACGACCCGGAACAACUGGACAGCUACUUCUCCACGCUGGACAUACAGCUGAGGAAUUGUCUGGAGAAGGAAGUGUACGAGCUGUUUCACAAGAAGCUGACGGAGCACGCUCUGAUGAAAGACCCAAAGUUCCUGUGGUGUUGUCACUGCACCUCUGGCUUUAUCAACGACGGAGACCAGCUGAAGGUCACCUGUCCGUCAUGUCGCAAGAGUUUUUGCGCUCAGUGUAAGAAACCUUGGGAGGCUCAGCAUCAGGAUCUGUCCUGUGAGCAGUUCCAGCAGUGGAAGAGGGAGAACGAUCCCGAGUACCAGAGGCAGGGCCUGGCCGGAUACCUGAGGGACAACGGCAUCACCUGUCCUCACUGCAGGUUCCAGUACGCUCUCACUAAAGGCGGCUGCAUGCACUUCAGCUGCUCCCAGUGCCGGUACCAGUUCUGCAGCGGCUGCAACAACCCGUACCACAAGACGGGAUGUAAGACGCCUCAGUGCGCCUUCAACGGUCUACACGCUCAUCACCCCCGAGACUGCCUCUUCUAUCUCAGAGACUGGGAGCCGCCCAGACUGCAAGAGCUGCUGAAGAAAAGCGGCGUGGAGUUCAACACAGAUCCUUCUACUGGAACACAAUCAGACGCUUGUUGUGUGAUGGAGCAGAAAGAUGAAGGAGGUCUGCAGAUCGACUCGCCGUGCGGCGUCAAAACACAGCCAGGACAAGCCGGACUCUGCGAGAAGCACUACAGGGAGUACCUGGUGAGUCUGAUCAACGCUCACUCUCUGGACCCGGCGCUGCUCUACGACGCCCAGGACCUGAUCCGGGCCUGCGAGAGGUACCAGGUGGACAAGCAGAGGGCGGAGAACGAGGACGAUAACGUUUACCACGCCCGGCUGCUCAAGAAACUGAUGGAGGUUCCUCUCGGAGAACAAGUUCCUCGAAACAAAUAACGAGCUCCUCAUCAGAACGUCACCAGCGCUCGUCUUCUGCUGAAGUUAAUCACUUCUUUCCUCGUCAGUCGUCUUGAUAAACAGAUAAUGAAGGAAUUCAUCUUCCUGCUUCCCUGAGAUUUUCAUCUUAAUAUAUUUUAUUUUGUAGGUAAAAGAGCUUUUAAAGGAACUUUAUUCGAGUUGGAUCUUGUACGAACGGAAAGUUUAGAGAUUUAUCUUUUGCACAAAUGUUUGUUAAAACAAUGAAGCAAAGUUAUACACAAAGAAAAGAAUCGUGUUCUCUGUCUGGAGGUUUAACGUUCUCAUUCUGUCAAAGACUGUUCAGAUUUUCUGCUGUCAGGUUUUUUCUGUGUCUUUUCUUUGUACAUGAUGAUCAAUAAAUCAGGAGAGAGCCGAAGA